Molecule: messenger RNA, 2283 nt
Organism: Acanthocheilonema viteae
Lineage: Eukaryota; Metazoa; Nematoda; Chromadorea; Rhabditida; Onchocercidae
Source: the annotation of a GenBank genome assembly
AUGGCUGCAGUUGCACCGAAGAGAAGGAGUACAAAUGCUGCAGUUUAUGAAUUUAAGGAAGAUAUCUCAAUAAAUACGGCAGAAAGGAAUUUAAUACUACGAAAAUCCACAUUAUUCGCAUGGGGAAUCAUUAUACCACUUCUCAUUGUUGCUGUCAUCAUAUUUGGUAGUUUGUAUGUGAUGGCGAGAAUAAAGCUUCAGGAACAAAAUAACGCUGCUCAAUCUUUUGAUCAAUCUGAUUUCGGUGUAUGCAAAAAGAAAUUCGAUAUACCUCCGUUACUCAUCAUUAGUUCUGAUGGUUUCCGGAAUAGUUAUUUGGAUAAAAAUAUCACACCAACAAUUCAGCGUUUAAUAAAAUAUGGUACUCAUAGCAAAUAUAUGUUACCAACAUUUCCUUCAAAAACUUUCCCCAACCAUUAUACAAUGGCAACAGGACUUUAUCCUCCUUGGCAUGGAAUCGUCGAUAAUCAUUUUUACGAUGCACAAUUCAAGGAUUUUUUCAGGAAAAGUGCCUCUGAACCUGGUUGGUAUCUAGGAGAACCGAUAUGGAAAACGGUACAAAAAACAGGUCUCAAAUCAGCCGUAUUUUUCUGGCCUGGAAGUGAAGGAAUAGGAAAAUUACCCAAUUAUUGGAUGAAAUACAACAGAUCUAUAGCACUCACACAACGAAUUGAUACACUAAUCGAAUGGUUGACGCUUCCCGAUGAUGAACGACCAUCACUUAUCCAAGCAUAUUUCGAGGAGCCGGAUCAGGCUGGUCAUGAGGGUGGACCGGAUUCUCAUAUGGUUCGCACGGCGAUGAUCUUAAUGGAUGGAAUGAUUAAUUAUUUGAUAAAUCGAUUAACUGAAAAAGGUCUUAUGGGUUGCAUCAAUUUUAUUUUGCUUUCCGAUCAUGGUAUGCAACAAAUGGAUAAGACAAAAUCUGUGGUUGCUCAGAAUUAUUUAAAACCACAUUUCAAUGACUUGGUUUUUUCUGGCGUGGUGGCUCAAAUAAAAAUCAACGAAACCGCUCAUUCAUCUCAAAAUGAUUCAGAUAAUGUGAUUAACGAUAUAAUUUCGAGGAUGCAAUGUCAGCAUGGAAAUAAUUAUUUAGUAUACAGAAAAGAUUUGGUUCCGAUAAGGUUUCACUAUGGUGCUUCUUCGUCAAGAAUAGGCGACAUUAUCAUUAAGGGACUUCCAGGAGUAUGCAUUUUUCAGACAGAUGAGGAAAGAGAAUCAUACAAACUUUUUGGCGACCACGGAUAUGAUAACAGGAUUGAAAGCAUGAGGACUAUCUUUAUUGCUGUCGGUCCUGAUAUUGCGCAAAAUCGGGAGAUCAGUAAAUUCCAAAACAUUGAGCUUUAUAAUCUAUUCGCAUAUUUGUUACGAACUGAUGCGGCACCAAAUAACGGAACCAAUGGUACUUUAUUCACUGUGCUCCGCAAUCCACCACCUUAUCCGAUAACGAUUACCGAUCGUCCAUCAGAGCAAUGCACUGAUAAGAUAAAUAUGAAAAUUUUUUUCUCACGCAACUGCACGCUAAUGGAUGAUAUGUACCAAAAUUGUCCAAUGACAUUACGCAGUUCCGUCAAUGCUAACUAUGAUUUCUCAGGCGAACUCUGCAGCUUGCAAUUGUGUGAUGCAAUUAUAUAUUUCGAUAAAAAGUUACAAAAAACAAUCAUGGUGGAAGGUAUCUUUCGGCAUGAUCUUUGGAUGGAAGAGAUAAACGGAAAUUGUGUAACUUAUGUUGACAAUAUCACGCGAACUAAUUCGUAUGAAACUUCAAGAAAUGAAAGCUAUUCGCUAAUUUCACUAUUUGGAAAUCUUGAUCGCUAUUAUACGCUUGAUUUGGCUCAGGUGAUGGUACCAAAAGCUUUUGCUGAUGGAAUAUGGCAGUAUGUUUUAAAUGAAACAGCUGAAUAUUUGGUUAAGUACGGUAACUUACGGUUCUUUUCUGGUGCAAUAUAUGAUCAAGAUGGGGAUGGGAUACGCGACACUGACGAUAUAAUCAGGAAAAGUGACCCGUCACAUUUAUUCUUUGUCCUUAUGUGGUGCGAAAAUAACGCACUAAUCAGUUAUACUUCAUGCAAGGACACCGUUUUCGUCCCUUACAUAUUACCUUUUAACAGCAACAAUUUGAAUUGCUUGAAACCUUCGGAAUAUCUUUAUGACAAUACAGCUCGCAUGCGGGAUAUCGAACUGUUAACCGGAAUGGAAUUUUUCACUGAUCGAAACAUUUGGUCAGAUGUAGAAGCAAUCCAAUUACGAACUUUGUUACCGGACAGAAAACGAUCAUCAUCAUAA